GAUUUAUUUUCGAUAAUAUUUUGCCUAAACUUUAUAUAUCGCUUAUUAAACAAUUAAAUAAGUAUUUGGGGAAAAUGAAGGAGGGUUUUAUAACAAUCUGUGGUGGACCCACUCAUAUAAUUACUUGGGGACGUUGGGUCGAAGAGCCUAUGGAUGAUGUGCCCGAACUUGUAAUUUGUAUAACAGGUAAUCCCGGCUUAGUUGGUUUUUAUACAGAAUUCCUUCACUUGUUAUAUGAGCAAUUGGGAAAGAAAAUUCCGGUUUGGAUAAUUGGGCACCUGGGUCACGAAGAACCUACAAAGGAUAGCAAAACAGAAGUUCCAUGCCUUCAAGGAAAUGAAAAAAUAUUUGAUUUGAAUGGACAGUUACAACAUAAAAAGGAAUUCAUUCAACGUUUUGUGCCAAACAAUACGAAAAUUCAUUUAAUCGGUCAUUCAAUUGGGGCAUGGAUGGUGAUACAUUUGUUAGAGUGUCCGGAUAUUCGGCAGUCAAUUAAAAAAUGUUACCUCCUUUUUCCAACAAUAGAGCGAAUGAUUGACUCGUCGAACGGUUGGAAUUUCAAUAAUAUUGGAAUUCCGCUAUACAAAAUUCUCGGAUUUGUAAUUCCAUUGUUUAAUCGGUUACCAAAAUACCUUCAAAUUUUUGGAGUACAAAUAUAUUUUUGGCUCUUGAACAUACCGAAGGCAUUUAUUGAAACCGCUUUAGAAUAUUCUAAAGCUCCUGUGAUGGAAAAAGUAAUAUUUUUAGCAAAAGAUGAAAUGGCUCGUGUACGUGAUUUAGAUCAAAGCUUAGUGGAAAAACAUUUACCAUUAUUAAAGCUAUAUUAUGGUACGACAGAUGGUUGGGUGCCAGUUGAAUAUUAUAACGAAAUAUGUUGCAAAUUUCCUGACAUUGACGCUGAAUUGGAUAAAGAGUCUAUAGAUCAUGCUUUUGUCUUAAGAAACUCUGAUACAAUGGCUCGUAUUGUAUGUAACAUGAUUAAAGAACAUUCCGACUUAUUGAAAUGAACUCGUAUAUAUACACGUUUGUAUAUAUACGUAUUUUAUAUUUUUUCUUUGCCAUUAUAACGUAGCUAGAACAAAUUUUGACAUAUUAAAUAUAUAAGUUGAAUAAACUUUCCAAUAUCCUUAUGA
Messenger RNA from Zeugodacus cucurbitae (melon fly), 1133 nucleotides. It is a transcript of the gene sturkopf, whose product is annotated as lipid droplet-associated hydrolase. The record is from RefSeq and is a predicted model, not a curated record. Gene Ontology annotation, molecular function: lipase activity. Gene Ontology annotation, biological process: lipid storage. The coding region runs from base 75 to 1007 and encodes 310 amino acids. Gene Ontology annotation, cellular component: lipid droplet. NCBI's taxonomy places the organism in Eukaryota, Metazoa, Arthropoda, Insecta, Diptera, Tephritidae. The transcript is spliced from 2 exons.